AUCGUGGCGCUGCAAGUCUGAACUGGAUGGCAGGGCAUGCUGGAACUUAUGGUUCCACACUAGCUGAGCCACUACCAACGUGUUCCAAAGUCUGUUAGACUGAGCAAAUACGUUUCAGGGAUGACCAAUAGCAGAUAUCAUAAUACUGUACAUAUGUAUAUACAUGGUGAUAAUAACCCUGGCAGGACAGACGCUGGCACACCACAGGCACAGGAUAGUAUGCUACUGCAGCGCAUGCCCAAUGAUGUCAGGACUCGGGAGGAGAAUAGCGCUGUGAGUGCGGGGGCGUUGUGUGUACCGUGUACCCUGCGCUGGACACUGACUGAGUGACCUGACUGUAUAUCCCAGCCUGCAGUCACCAAAUAACCAACAUAAUGGAGAAAGAACUGCCUGCUGCACUGAUAGAGGAGAUUGGAGGCCCUUGUGGAGUUAUGGAAGAGCAUGUGGAAUUUCUGAAGCAACACUUUACAUUGAUCACUAUGAAAGAGCUAAAUGAGAAUGGGCAAUUAGCAGAUAACAUUGUGUGCAUCUACAACUGGGCGAAUAAACCAGAUAUUAACAGUGCACUUCUGAAGCGUCUUCCUCGACUCAAAAUAAUUGCAAGUUGUGGAGCAGGAGUUGACCACCUUGACUUAAAGUUGAUUUCAAGCUAUGGUGUGAAAGUUGCCAAUACGCCUCAUGCUGUUACCAGUUCUACAGCUGACUUGGCAAUGACAUUGCUGCUUGUGUCUGCCAGGAACUUUCUGGAAGCACACCAGAUCGCAGUGUCUCCGCACACAGAUUGUUUCCAUGCUAACUGGGUGGCUGGGGAUAUAACAGGAAACACUCUUGGAAUUGUGGGAAUGGGAAGGAUUGGAUACAAAAUUGCACAACGUGCUAAAGCGUUUGAAAUGAAGAUUCUGUAUUACAACAGGCAUCGAAGGCUGGAAGAAGAAAGGUCUCUUGGAGCCACCUACUGUGAAAACCUGACCGAUUUGUUACAGCAGUCAGAUUAUGUAAUGCUUGCUGUGACCCUAACUCCAGCAACAGAAAAAAUUAUUGGGAAAAGGGAAUUUAAACUGAUGAAACCCUCUGCAACUUUGAUAAAUAUAAGCAGAGGAUUGGUUGUUGAUCAAGAUGCUUUGGUAGAAGCCCUACAAGUGGGAGAAAUAAAAGCAGCUGCCUUAGAUGUUACGUACCCUGAACCACUGCCCAGGAAUCACCCACUGCGGAAACUCAGCAAUGUUAUUGUAACGCCUCACAUGGGUAGUGCAACCUACAAUGCCAGACGCAUUAUUAUGGAAGAUAUGGUUCAAAAUAUGAUAAGUGGUAUAAAUGACCGCCCUGUUUUCAAUGAAGUUAUUGUCAAAUAACAUGGGGAUCCUUUGAAGACUUCUUAUGUUGAUCAUCUUUAAUUCUGAAAUAGAGCACUGGAAGUUUAACCCCACAAUAAUUAUUUUGUCUGAUAUGUACAAUAAUUCCUGACACUUCAAUUAGCAUACACGAUUAUCUUUAACUCCCAGUAUACUCCAACAAUGUGGCUAUUUGAGAUGUCCUCACUUCAGUAGCAAUGACAUUUUACUCACUUGAAACUGUAAUUUACUAACAUUUGAACUAGAUUUUUUAAAGAUUUUUAUGGAUUGUAAUAUAUUAAAGUGCUGAAACCA
Pseudophryne corroboree (corroboree frog) is the source of this 1646-nucleotide messenger RNA. RefSeq names its product glyoxylate/hydroxypyruvate reductase B-like. Gene Ontology annotation, molecular function: oxidoreductase activity, acting on the CH-OH group of donors, NAD or NADP as acceptor; NAD binding. The coding region runs from base 375 to 1352 and encodes 325 amino acids. NCBI's taxonomy places the organism in Eukaryota, Metazoa, Chordata, Amphibia, Anura, Myobatrachidae. The record is from RefSeq and is a predicted model, not a curated record. The transcript is spliced from 6 exons.